Ambispora gerdemannii is the source of this 330-nucleotide messenger RNA. NCBI's taxonomy places the organism in Eukaryota, Fungi, Glomeromycota, Glomeromycetes, Archaeosporales, Ambisporaceae. The record is from the annotation of a GenBank genome assembly.
AUGCCAACAGAAGGUCGAGGCGUUAAAGGGUUUUGCAGUUAUUUGUUCUGCAUCAAAGAAAAUAAAGGAAGAAGUGAAGAAACCGGAAGGAGAUUAAAGAUUAUUGAUAAAAAACACCGCGCUGUUUUCAAGAGUGAAAUUUUUUCUGGUGUUGUGCACUACGCGAUUGGUGGCUUAACAGAACACAAAUUCGAGAAAUCAAAUCGAGAAGAAAGAUCAAAAAGGCAAAGAACAAGACACAAUUCAUCAUGCAUCAUUUCCACCAAUUCCACAGUGAUUCUUCGGAAAGAUCAAGAAGCCUUCGAAAAUCAAACAGAAGUUGGAUUCUGA